AUGGGCACCAGCUCGCUGUCGACGACGGUGCAGUUCUCGACGCCCGUCCCGGCCGCGGUCUCGGCGACGGUGCAGUCCCAGCCUCGCCAUGCGCCGACGCGUGCCUCGUCCUUGCGCCAGUCGACCCUCGCCCGUGGCGCAGCGCCCACAACGCCAGCCCCGGCGAGCUCCACCACCACCCCCCGCCACAGUCAACAUCGGCCGCACUCGUCACACCCAAGCCGACCGAAGCUUCCACCUCGGCCAGUACGCCGCGAACAUCGAGACCGUCGAUCAAGUUCAAACAGGGCAGCAUGACCACCCCCGCAGCCGACACGAGCUCAUCGUCCAAGUCGCCACCGCAAGCUCGCUCGUCGACGACCACAUCAAAGUCCAAGGCCAAAGCCCACGCCCACGCCCACGCCCACGCCCACGCCCACGCCCACGCCCACGCCCACGCCCACGCCCAAUCCCACCUGCUCGAGCUCGAAUCGAGUCCCAACACGAUCGCACUGCCCCCGCCCCCACGACGGGUGGGUCCGCAUGGCGCGCCCUUCCUGCCGCCGUACACCCCGAUCGACACCCUCUGCGCGUUCUGCGGCGGCACCAAGGCCAGGAACCGCGCCCACCGCGCCGAGGAGCUCGUCAGCUGCUACGAGUGCGGAUCGAGCGGACACCCGACCUGUCUCGACUGGGACGACACCCGCAUCGUCAAGCGCGUGAAGCAAUACGCCUGGCUCUGCCAAGAGUGCAAGCGCUGCGAGGUUUGCGACGAAAAGGGCGACGAUGUCAGUGGCACACUCGUGGCUCCGGAUGGUUCCCCACGUCCUGCAGCUUACUGACGCGCUCCGAAUGUUGACCCACAGGCCGACAUGUUGUUUUGCGAUUCGUGCGAUCGAGGUUGGCAUAGGGCAUGUCAAACACCGCCGAUGACGAGCUUCCCCCGCGGCAAGUGGGUCUGUCCAACGUGCAAGUCCCAAGCCGAGUUCGCCGACGAUGCCCCGACCGUCGUCGCCGACGGAGCCCGGCGCAAGAUCCAUGUUGUACCCCCGAAACCGCCUUUACCCUCCUCGCUGAUUCUCAACCCAAUGCCCAGGAGUGAACGGUCCCAACGCGUGCGCAGAAGCAGCAGUGUCGCGAGGGGUGACUCGGUUUGGGAUGACGGCUCGUGGAACCGCUCCGCCAGUGGCGCCGGCGCCGGUGGGGGUGGUUCGCGGCGACACUCGACUACAGGCGCGAGUGCGAGAAAGGACCGCAAGAGCAAAGGAAAGGGGAAAGGCGAUGAUGCGACACCGUCGAGGGAGUUUUACGACCCUUUCGCCGAUAACGAUCUCGUCGGGCCGAGGGUCAUCCUCCCGGGCAACAACAAGUCAGUCCGCACACGGCGGCGCGUCGCCGUCGGCGACUCACCGGCGCGGCUCUGACAUGGAAAGAUGCUGACCACAAAUCGCUUCUACUAUCAUUUCAACCAGGAAACGGAGACGCGAUGAAGCCGAUUGGAUGCAACAGGUCGCUUACCUGCAGCGGAUGGACGAGCUCGAGGCCGAGCAGGACGCCGCCAACGCGGACCCGAUCGAGCACGUCGACCCGUGGGCAGGCUACCUCCGGCCGGACCAGUCCGACACCAAAGGUCGAACACCGAAUGAUGAUGAUCGAAGACGGUUCAAGCGAGCCAGGGAUCAAGUCGAGGUCGGUCCACUCCCACGUUGGGUUGCGAAGCAAUGAGGGUGGCCCAUGCGCUGACUCACGUGACUUACCCUCCGCAGGCGCGUCAACUCCGAAUCCUGCUCGCACCCCGACCCGCACCCGUGCCCACACUCCCUCCUGCCGUCUUGCCGCCAUUGCAGUUCGGCACCCCCUCCCAUCAUUCUCCAAGCCACUUCUCGAAAUUGCCGGCCCUCAACGUCCCCGACAUCGCCUACUCGGGUGUACAACCCGUACGCUCGCACCAUCCACCGGGGCACGACCACCCCGGCACGCCCAUCCCCGGCAUGGCCGCGAUCGCGCAAAGCGACUUUGACGAACUGACGAUCGCGAAUGGGAUUCCGAUCGCAAACAUACGUGCGAUUAGGUUCGGCGAGUUCGAGAUCGAGACGUGGUAUCAGGCGCCGUUCCCGGAGGAGUACUCGAGGGUCGCGGAUGGGAGGCUGUGGAUCUGCGAGUUCUGUCUCAAGUACACCAAGGGAGGGUUUCAGGCUAGUCGGCAUCGAGUAAGUAUUUGGUGUGGUUUUUUCAUAUCGGGAGGAUCGUUUGCUGAUGUAUGCGUACACACAAUGUAGCUCAAAUGCAAGACUCGACAUCCGCCUGGGGACGAGAUUUAUCGCGAUGGCUCGGUGUCUGUGUUCGAAGUCGAUGGAAGAAAGAACAAGGUGUGUGCAUUCCUCGUUAUAUCAGUGAUCCACAAAUACUGAACUUUCGUUGGCCGGGUGUCGCACAGAUGUAUUGCCAAAACCUAUGCCUGCUUGCCAAAAUGUUCCUCGACCAUAAGACGCUUUAUUACGACGUCGAGCCGUUCCUCUUUUACGUCAUGACCACCGCCGAACUCACGGGGGCCAAGUUUGUCGGCUACUUUAGCAAGGAGAAACGUAGUCCGACCAACAACGUUAGUUGUAUCAUGACGUUGCCUGUGCGACAGAGGAGAGGGUGGGGGAACCUCUUGAUCGACUUUAGUGCGUACAUCUCCCGUUGGGGUUGGAUUGGGAGAGUCUUUGAGCUGAUUUUCGUCGCUUCGUUCCUUGUAGGCUAUCUCUUAUCUAAGAAGGAAGGACGCGUGGGAACUCCUGAGCGACCGCUGUCCGAGCUAGGACUACUCUCUUACCGCAACUAUUGGACGCUCACCGUCUGCCAAUACCUCAACGCCAUUCCCGAAUCACAGACGGUCACUAUUCAAGGCGAGUUUUCCAGUUACGAAGAUGAGCAACCUAGACAUAACGACUUAUUUUCGUUUGCCUACACCGGCCACUGUACCCUGAACAGACAUCAGUGAAAAGACGGCGAUGACCGCGGACGACAUUUACUUUGUGCUCAAAGAACAAGGCUGGAUCGUCGAAACGUCGCGACUGCCUUCGCCCGAGCUCGUCCCCGCGCCCACAGGAGCGGAGGGUGAAUCGGCCGAAGGGCAAUUGCAACGACGCAAGAGUCGAGUUGGCGGUGGUGCAGGUGGAUCGCUUUCGACCGGGCCCAAGCCUUCGUCCUCUCGCCAAGGUUACGUCGACGAUCCCCACCUCUUGCCGACUGUCAAAGUACCCGAACACUACCGACUGACCUGGGAUCGACAACACGUUGCUCAACACGUGCAAAAGUGGGAACGCAAGAACCACCUCCGCCUCAAACCGGCCAACUUGCAAUGGUCACCUUUCCUCGUCACGCGAGGCUUCGGACUGGACGCGAAUGUCGGUUCGACGGCCAAAGAUGGCACGGCUCAAAUCCGAUCUAACGGGGAUACGAACGCUUCGCCUGCUCGGACGACGAUCAACGUCGGUGCUUUGGCGAACGGUCUGGGAGCACAUUGGGACGACGACAGCGGAUCCUUGCACGAUCCAAGGGAAGCGAAUGCCGUUGCUGGGCCGUCGAACGCUUCGAGAUCUUUGGCGACGUCGGCUUUGAUCAAUGAUGCACCGAGGGCGAUGGCUGAGGCGGCGAGUGAGGCGGAUGCGCAAAGUCGGCUGGAUGAGGAUGAGGAGGAGGAUGAGCAGGGUGGGGAAGCGUCUUCGGCGGCGGAUUCGACGUUCCGGGCUGAGAGGGAGGAGGAAGAUGACGAAGAGGAGGACGAGGUCCGAGCUAGGAGACACAAUGAUUCCUCUUCGGACGAAUCGGGCCCUUCGCUUCAGGUCGCACCGAGUCCACCGCGUCGACCCAAGCGUGGUCGAGCCAGUGAACCGGUCAAAGUGCCCGACCGUCGAGAACUUCGAUCCCGCGCUUCGGUGGGUGCUGCAGCGAAGCGUCUGACGCGUCAAAGCCUUUCAACUGCCAAAUUGGCCACUCCCUUGAAGCCCAAAAGUGCGGUCAAGACGAACGGCCAUCAAGGCACGACAUCGACUUCGACGACGGCGAGUCGACGCGACCCUUCUUCUUCCCCUCGCACAACUCGGAGUGGAACGAUUCUGAGAGACGUCAGGAUAUCGCCUGAAUUGGGGAAGUCGACGCUCGCGGGUCGGACACGAAGGGAGGUGUCGACGUUGAGUGCGAGAUCGGGUUCGGAAGGGUCGGCCGGGGAUGGGGUGAUUGAAGAGACGCCUGAUAAUGCGAUGGCUGUGGUGCCGAGUCGGAAUGGCAAAACGAGGUCGGGGAAGGUGAGGGGUGUUAACGGGAAGACAGAGGAGACCAAUGGGGAGAAAUCGGAGGAGAGUUCGGAUAGUGAUGAGGGGGAUAAUGAUGUCGUUGCUGGGAUGGUCGGGUUGAAUAAUUAG
Microbotryum saponariae is the source of this 4388-nucleotide messenger RNA. The record is from the annotation of a GenBank genome assembly. NCBI's taxonomy places the organism in Eukaryota, Fungi, Basidiomycota, Microbotryomycetes, Microbotryales, Microbotryaceae.